CUCCAAAUUUCUCCAAGACAACCCACCACAUGCUUCCCACAAUUCCACCUCCUCUCCUCUCCACAUUCCAAUAUUGAUGAUAAUAAUUUUGAGAGGCAUAAACUUCAACAUGAAGUAAUGAUCUCUCAUAAUUUCUCUCACUCUCUACUGUUGGUCUUCCUCUCAAUUGCCAAAUUAAGGAACACUUUCUAUUUCAGGUAGAGAAAAACCCAAGUUUUAUGGAGAGAAAUUGAGCUGAAAGACUGAAGCUUUUUCAUCACACGAUGGAGUCAAAGCCUAUGCGUUUCAUAGCCCACCAAUCUUUCUUUUCGGCGGUCCGAUCCGGCGACCUCGAGACCCUUAAGCGGAUUGUGGAGGAGCAAACCAAAGAUGAAUCGUCCGAAGGGUCUUCUUCUUCUUUGGUAUCUGAUCUAAUGCUCCUGCGGAACGGUGAAGGGGAGACAGCCCUCUACGUAGCUGCUGAGAACAAUCUUCAACAAGUGUUUAGUUACUUGAUCAAGUUUUGUGAUGUUGACACUGUUAAGAUCAGGUCCAAGUCUGAUAUGGAUGCGCUUCAUGUUGCUGCUAAGAAAGGCCAUUUGGAGAUUGUCAAGGAGCUACUGGGCUUGUGGCCUGAGCUUUGCAAGUUGUGUGACUCCUCCAAUACUUGCCCCCUUUAUUCUGCGGCUGUUCAAGAUCAUUUGGAGGUUGUAAAUGUCAUCUUGGACACAGAUGUUAGCUCAAUGUGGAUUGUAAGAAAAAAUGGAAAAACUGCAUUGCACACAGCUGCAAGGUAUGGCCUUUUGAGAAUAGUGAAGACACUUGUUGAACGAGAUCCGAGGAUUGUAUCCAUCAAGGAUAAAAAAGGUCAAACUGCACUCCAUAUGGCAGUCAAGGGUCAGGAUCCUUCCGUGGUAGAGGAAAUACUACUUGCUGAUCACUCAAUUCUGAAUGAACGUGACAAGAAGGGCAAUACAGCAGUGCAUAUAGCCACAAGGAAAUCUCGGCCACUGAUAUUAAGCCUUUUGCUCAGUUAUACAUCUAUUGAGGUCAAUGCCAUCAAUAAUCAUCGUGAAACUGCAAUGGAUUUGGCAGAUAAACUCCCAUAUGGAGAAUCUAGUCUAGAAAUCAAAGAAGUUCUUGCAGAAGCUGGUGCCAAACAUGCUAGACAUGUUGACCGAGUGGAUGAAGCAAUGGAAUUUAAGAGGACUGUGAGUGACAUAAAGCAUGAGGUCCACUCUCAGCUCAUACAAAAUGAAAAAACCAACCGUCGAGUUUCAGGCAUUGCCAAAGAACUAAGGAAACUUCACAGAGAAGCUGUCCAAAACACUACAAAUUCAAUAACGGUUGUUGCUGUUCUUUUUGCCUCGAUAGCUUUUAUUGCUAUAUUCAACUUGCCUGGCCUAUAUAAAGAUGAGGGACCUGAAGUGGGGAGGGCUCGUAUUGCUGACAAUGUUGGUUUCCGAGUGUUCUGCCUUUUGAAUGCUACAUCUCUCUUUAUAUCACUAGCUGUUGUUGUGGUUCAGAUAACUCUGGUAGCCUGGGACACUAGUGCUCAAAAGAAAGUUGUGUCCGUAGUGAACAAACUGAUGUGGGCUGCCUGCGCAUGCACUUGUGGGGCUUUUCUUUCGAUAGCUUUUGUGGUUGUGGGAAAGCAUGGUUCAUGGAUGGCCAUUACCAUAACGCUCAUGGGAGCUCCGCUUCUUGUUGGGACACUUGCAAGCAUGUGCUACUUUGUGUUUCGGCAACAUUUUGGAACAUUCCGUAGUGACUCCCAGAGACGCAUCAAAAGGGCAAGCGGAAGCAAGUCUUUUUCGUGGUCUUACUCGGCAAAUAUAUCAGAUAUUGAUGACUAUAACUCCGACAUGGAGAAGAUCAUUGCUUUGUGAAAACUGUUGUAGAAAAUGAAGAGAUGCACACGAGCUUUCACUCGUUGGGAGGGCUAUGUCUUCAAUGCGAUUAUGCUCUGUUGAGAGUAUUGGAGGACUAGAUACCCAUUUGAAUGGUUUGAUUUUUUUUGUCCUGUUCAGUGACCGAGAAGGCUGAAUGUAGAUUUCUGUAAAUUGAGGUAUGCUAGUAGUUGUAAGUGUAAGGUAUCUUGCAAUAAUAUCAGUUGUGGAAUGUUGGUCUUGUGCCUAUGAAAAUAAGAGAGGAUGCCUAUUACGUUGUAA
This is a messenger RNA of Tripterygium wilfordii, 2150 nucleotides long. RefSeq names its product ankyrin repeat-containing protein At2g01680. The record is from RefSeq and is a predicted model, not a curated record. The transcript is spliced from 3 exons. NCBI's taxonomy places the organism in Eukaryota, Viridiplantae, Streptophyta, Magnoliopsida, Celastrales, Celastraceae. Gene Ontology annotation, cellular component: plasma membrane. Bases 264 to 1868 code for a protein of 534 amino acids. Gene Ontology annotation, molecular function: protein phosphatase 1 binding; protein phosphatase regulator activity.